Aethina tumida (small hive beetle) is the source of this 886-nucleotide messenger RNA. Its product is annotated as proteasome subunit alpha type-6-like. The transcript has a single exon. Gene Ontology annotation, biological process: ubiquitin-dependent protein catabolic process. The coding region runs from base 79 to 819 and encodes 246 amino acids. Lineage: Eukaryota; Metazoa; Arthropoda; Insecta; Coleoptera; Nitidulidae. The record is from RefSeq and is a predicted model, not a curated record. Gene Ontology annotation, cellular component: nucleus; proteasome core complex, alpha-subunit complex; cytosol.
GAAAUCCAAUUGUCAUCGUUUUUGACAUCCACACAAAAUAGUUUUGUUUUUCCAAGACGCUGAAAUAAGUAAAUAGUAAUGUCUCGCGGAAGCAGCGCCGGGUUCGACCGCCAUAUAACCAUCUUCUCCCCAGAAGGGCGUCUCUAUCAAGUCGAGUACGCGUUCAAAGCGAUUAACCAAGCCGGCCUAACCUCCGUGGCCCUUAAGGGAGUCGACACCGCAGUCUGCGUGACCCAAAAGAAGAUCUCGGACAAGUUGAUCGACGCAAACACCAUCACUCACCUGUUCCAGGUGACCGAAAGCACCGGCUGCGUAAUGACUGGCAUGAUUGCAGACAGUAAGAGUCAAGUCCAAAGAGCCCGAUACGAAGCCGCCCAAUUCAAGUACAAAUACGGUUACGAGAUGCCCAUAGACGCCCUAUGUCGCCGAGUUGCGGACAUUUCUCAAGUUUACACCCAGAAUGCCGAAAUGAGACCGCUGGGCUGUUCGAUGGUCCUCAUUGGGUAUGAUGAUGAGAUUGGUCCCUGUGUCUACAGGGCUGACCCAGCUGGCUAUUAUUGUGGAUACAGGGCUGUCAGUGUGGGGGCCAAGCAAACGGAGGCCAACAGCUAUCUGGAGAAGAAAUUGAAGAAAAAACAGGAGUUGCAGCACGAUGAUGUCAUACAAUUGGCCAUAAGUUGUUUGUCCAGUGUUUUGUCUGUGGACUUCAAGCCGACUGAAAUUGAAGUUGGAGUCGUUUCCAAGGAUAACCCCAAAUUUAGGAAGUUAACUGAAGCUGAGAUUGACAGACAUCUUACUGCUAUCUCUGAAAAGGAUUAACUUUAGGUUAUUGGUUUAAUGUUUGUUUUUUCAAUAUAUUUAUGAUAAUAAAAUAUAUAAAUGGUAA